Messenger RNA from Oldenlandia corymbosa var. corymbosa, 450 nucleotides. Lineage: Eukaryota; Viridiplantae; Streptophyta; Magnoliopsida; Gentianales; Rubiaceae. The record is from the annotation of a GenBank genome assembly.
AUGCUCAGACAACUGCUUCUUGACUGUGGGAAGCUUGUUUCAAUAUCUGAAGCUGAAGAGAAAUUGAGGGUAGAAGGGGCGUGGACUGGGGUCUUGGAAUUAAACUUGGAAGAAUGGAAGGUGCCCAUGUUGAGAGAAGAAGUUGCUAAACAAUCCGGCUGCUCUAAUGGUCCACAGAUGAUCAACUUGACAUCCUCCGGCAAGGUUUUGAAAGACGUCGAUGGCACUGAAAAGUUAUCUCAAUUGGGUCUUAGAAACAAUUGUAAGGUUAUGGCCACUAAGAUCUCCGUUGAUCAAGGCAAAUUGAAGCAAGAAUUUUUCGCUAAAGAAGAGCGCUGUAAGCGACACUCCAGGCUCAACCUAGGUCUGAAGGAUGCAUUAGUUUCUGCCGAUUCUCUUGGUCUCAUCUCUUGCUUGAUUCCUAUAAUAGAUCUGCCACGACUUUACUAG